GCAAUGCCGAAUUCAUUAAUUCACAAGUCAUUGUUGCCUUCGCACUCAAAUUAACUUUCGUGGUUCUUAAUGUUGGUUGCUGUGUAAUUACACAACCUAGACGACACAAUACAAAAGUAUUUCUUCUUCUAUGCUUUAUAACAACUCAAGGGGCGGAGAACGUCCCUCGACUCCUCCUCCUCCCCCCGGAACUAGGAAGUACGCGAAAAGUAAACAAACGCUCCGACGCAGCUCAGCUCAGAGCUUACUAAGGAACUACACGAGAUGAUGAGAUAAUGCCGGGCCGGGCCAGUCUCCUGAAACAACCCCAAGCAUGGAAGCCAGAGUUCUGCAGUACUUCGCUUUACUUUUCCUGUCCGCGGGGUGCUUUGGAGAAGAUGACGUCACCUACGUGAGCGGCUUCUACUCCAAGGGCCCCCAGAAGCUCUCCAAGUUCAGCUCCUUCUCUAGCGCGCGCCUUCACCACUUCCGCGUGCCGGAGGACACGGUGCUCGCGCGAUGGCUUCUCACGGUGACCAGAGGCUCAGGGCUCAACUGCGAGACUCAGGACGUCACUGUUCACCAGGCAGGGGCCUCCGUGAUUGACCACACGGCGUUCCCCAACCAGACAGCGGUGACGCUGGCCUGGAACCUCACGCUGACGGUGGGCGCUAAGCAACAACAGAAUCAAACACUGGUCAACGUCAGCAGCCCUGCGGCCGGAGACUGGUUUGUAGCUGCGCACCUCCCCGAGCACGAUGGCAAAAUACAACAGAAGGGACUACCGUCCUGCUCCUACCUCUUCCAGCCACAGAUGUUCAUCAGGCGAGCUGUGGACACGCCCACUCUGCUGUCCAACAUUCCGCAGUCUCAGAUGCUCUCCAGAACACACACACACAACAUUCCGCAGUCUCAGAUGCUCUCCAGAACACACACGGCAAGCAUCCUCAAGUUCUUUGUUCCUGAGUUCUCCACACAGAUGUCGGUGCACAUUCUGUCAUGCUCGGUAGAGGGUGUGGCCAAGCCCAGCUGCGGACUGAGCCUCCUCAUUGGCUCUUCCUCUCUAGGGCGGGACUCCAGACUGACCUAUAACUGCGCGGGGGAGGAGCCUCAGUGUUCUGCCUCUGUUGCCACGCCUCCCUGGGACUCCUGGGUUCAGGUUGCCGUGGCUACCAGUCUAGCCAAUGUCACGGUGAACUUUAACAUCUUGGCCAAUUACACAGGUGUGUGUGUCGUCAGGCCCCAGAGUGCCCCAGCUGACUUCAACAGCAACUUGACCGUAUCCGUGGGCAACGGCACCGCUGCAUCCAACAUCUCCGCGGGCGGCGGUGACAGCAGAUGGUUACAGGCUCGUGCGUUUGUGCAGGGCUACUCCUUGAGUGUUAACACCAGUGUGGCUGAGACUGCACUCAGGAUUCCGUUUCCUGAAGCUGCCAUGUGGUACCUCACACUGCAGACUCUCUGUAACGACAGGUAUGCAAGGCUGGGGGUUAUUUCUGAGCGUUCAAGUAUGUGUGUGUGUGGUUCUGAUUCUACUUUGAGAGCUCUAACAAGAUCAUCUUGCCCUUCUUUCAACUGGAAUUGGUGUGUGUGUGUGUGUGUGUGUGUUUUACAGUUCUAUCAUGCAUGUGACCAGCCAGGGGUGACUGUUUUGUGCAUUAUGGAGUACGACACACUGCAGUUCUGUGACUUUCUGGGUUCCUGCACUUCAGUUUGGGUCACAAUUAUAUGCAUGGCCAAGCUGCAGGAUCUCUUCAAAUAUGUGUUCUUCAUAUUAGGCACUCUCUUGAUUGCCAUGUCGAUGUCCUUGGACAGGCACGGCCUCUGGAACUUUCUGGGACCUCUACUGUUUGCAUUCAUCACCAUGGCAACGGCCUGGGUGUAUCGGAGUGUGAGGCGGCGCCAGUGUUUCCCCCCGCUGUGGCGUCGCUGGGUGUGUUUCCUGCUGCCGGGCGUGCUGCUGGCGCUCGUGGGCGUGUGUGUGUACGUGUUCGGUGAGACGGACGCCAACUACUUGUACACACACUCCCUGUGGCACGUUCUCAUGGCAACCAGCAUCGUCUUCCUGCUGCCGCCACGCCACAAGCACACACAGCCCUGGGGAUGGACACACUCGCUCUGCGGAUACAAGAUCUGCAAGAACCAGAAAGAUGACCUGUACUCCGUCUCCUAACACACACACACAAUGUACACACACACACACACACACACACACACACAGACACACACCAUGUACACACCACCAUGUACACACACACACACACACACACACACACACCAUGUACACACACACGCACACCAUGUACACACACACACACACACACACACACACACACACAAUGUACACAAUGUGCAAUACUCCCUCUUCCUGUUUCCCAAAAUUGAAGCACUUAAGUGCCAUGACUACUGCCCAGAACCUCAGCCAACGCACAACACACUCACAACAUACUCACAACAUGCUUACAACCAACUCUCAACAUACUCACAACAUACUCACAACAUGCUUACAACAUACUCACAACAUGCUUACAACAUAC
Messenger RNA from Alosa alosa (allis shad), 2516 nucleotides. It is a transcript of the gene pgap6, whose product is annotated as post-glycosylphosphatidylinositol attachment to proteins 6. The transcript has 11 exons. The coding region runs from base 314 to 2152 and encodes 612 amino acids. The record is from RefSeq and is a predicted model, not a curated record. NCBI's taxonomy places the organism in Eukaryota, Metazoa, Chordata, Actinopteri, Clupeiformes, Clupeidae. Gene Ontology annotation, cellular component: plasma membrane.